CGCAGGGCGACGUGGAUCAGACUCUCCAUUGUCAGCAGGACCAGAACAGCUGUUGAGGGGCAGGCGGGGGCCAGGCCGGCUCCAUGGGGUGGUGGUGAGGGGCCCAGCAGCUGCGGCCCCCCUGUGAGGGGCUGUCACCAAGAGGGCAGGAGGGAGGGAGCAUCCUCCACUGCUCUGCCUCAGGUGGGAAGGGGGGCGGCUCCUGGCCCUUGAGGAAGCCGGCUACCAUGAGCUCCCAGGAGGACCAGUUCCAGCCGGCCGCCCCAGCCCCGGCCCCAGCUGACUCCAGCAACGAUGAUGGCAUGACCUGGUGGUAUAGGUGGCUGUGCCGCAUCGCCGGGGUCGUCGGGGGCAUCUCCUGCGCGCUUGCCGGCCUCUGGAACUGCGUGACCAUCAACCCCCUGAACAUCGCCGCCGGGGUGUGGAUGAUGUUAAACGCAUUUGUCCUGUUCCUGUGUGAAGUUCCUUUCUGCUGCCAGUUUGUGGAGUUUGCAAACGCAGUGUCUGCACGGGCAGAUCGGCUGCGGCCCUGGCAGAAAGCUGCCUUCUACUGCGGGAUGGCCGUGUUCCCAGUCAUACUCAGCCUCACGCUGACCACGUUGCUGGGAAAUGCGAUUGCCUUUGCGACGGGGGUGCUGUACGGCCUGUCGGCACUCGGCAAAAAGGGAGAUGCCAUUUCCUACGCCAGAAUUCAGCAACAGCAGAAGCAGAUGGAUGAGGAGAAGCUAACAGGAACCAUAGAGCCUCAGGCACUGUGAAAUUCCCUUUUGGACGCACGGGUUUGGGUAACCUCUUAAAAAGACGUAGAAAUCUGCUGGGACGUUAAACUGACCUCUCUCCUUUCUAUUCCUCUGUGACCUUGUCAAACACUGUGGCAACUGGAGCUCUCAGGGGCCAUAGGGGCAUUCCCUCCCUUCCCAAGCAGACUUGAGAUCAUCCCAAGUAGAAGGACGCAAGGCUGUGAGUAUUGCACAUUGCAACAGGAAGAUGGUCUAUCAUGUUGUUAGCUGCUCUGCCCAGUUAGAGGUUAUACCCAGAACCAAAUAGCUCAACACCCCUUUUUGCACAGAGGGGUGACUAACUCUCAGUUCGAGUACUGCUUGAGAAGCCAAUGGUACGUAUCCUUUCUCAGCAAGGGUGCGGGGUUAGCCCUGGCUGCCGUGAUGUACCAUGGAGUGUUUGCUGGAUAGCACGUUGCAGGCCAUGAUUUUGCUUUGGGAAUUGGUUGAAGAGUGAUGGUGUCAAUUCCAGGGGCUUACUAGACCCACAUUGUGGCUGCCUUGAUUUGGAAGGUGAGUUAGAAACACUGGACAAGUACUUCGCCUCCUAAGCCAGUUGCUUUCCCCUUUCUCUGUGGGAACUAUGGUACCAGUUCCAGGUCCCACUGAAGUCAGUGGGAGGUGGGCCUCUGACCCAGACGGAGUUCUGGUCAGGUGUUUUGUGCAUUGCAGGCCUUCAGUGAUGCUCUCUGGUACAGGUGUUUAAGACUGUAAUAUAUUAAGUUAGUAUUUAAUAAUAUGAUGCUGAUGCCUGAAUGAAUUUUAAUUGAUAACACUAGUUGAUCCUUAGAGUAGGGGGUGGGUUGUGGGGUUGGGGUUAUAUUAGGGCCUGUUAGGACAGGAAUUCAUGCCGUGUAGAAAGAGACUCUUACAGCAAAUAACAAAGUAAUUUAAGGCAAUAACAGACUCUCCAUAGACUGGAUCCAGAGCCUGAAGAAGCUAAUGCAGGGGAAUGUCAUUCAUUACCAAUGGGUUUUGGAUCUGGUCCCACUCCUUGUAAAGCACAACUUCCACAUCCUUUGAAAUAUAACCACAGGUGAUGGCUACUUUUUGAAGUGGACUUGAAAUACAUCACUUGCUCAGUUUGUUUUAUAAGGGUUUUUUUUUUUUUAACUUAUUACCACUCAUCCUUCUAUGGGUGAGGGAUGUCUAGGCCCCAGCAGAGAUGGAGGGGCACACAGUCUGAGCAAAGCAGGGUUUUUCUAGCCCUGCCAGUCACAUGUGACAUACAGGAGCAGGGAGGAAGGCAGUCCCCUAGCUCAUGUGCCCUGAUUCUGACUUGGGGUCUUGCGUUUUCCUGGUGCUCUGCAUCCCCCUCCCUGCCCAUGCAGUCUGGACCUCUGAAUGUGGGGCCUGCUCUUUUCCUCUGCCUGGCACCAGCAUUAGCACUUGGGCACAGGCCAGAGAAGCAGGUCGCUGGCAUCCCUCCACGGUUAUUUUUCUCCCUUGCAAACAAGGGAUGGAUCAGGUCUGGGAAGCUUUCUAUGCUGCAUCCUUUUGGUGAGGCUUGUUUACAGUUCUGCAAGAUGAACCAGUUUGUUUUACAUGGUGGAAUUUGUCGUCUUCCUGGGACCCUCUGACACCCGUGCACACAUGCAUGCACACACUCGCACGCCCCUGUAUCCUGCCCAUCUCCGGUUUUAGAGAGAGUAGAAUGGCCAGCUGUUGCGUUCUCCCGUUCCCCUAGAGCCAGGUGCAUUACACCCAGCAGCACAGAAGCUGACAGGCCACCCCAGCUCCCGUUGUUUUCCAGAUGACUCUUUUAUAGCCCAUGCUGUGGCCCCAUUAAAGAGACUGCGAACAUGAAUGGGCCCUCCAACAGUUCCAGAUAGAUGUAGCUCUCUGCUUGCAGCUGUUGUGUCUAACAUUGUGCUCAGUGAUCUCUGGAUUCUGUUUUAAACUGUGAAAGUAAAGGGCUCUUCUUGUCUGAGAGCCACUGGAUACGAAGCAAAUCACAAGAUAACACUAGCCCUGGUGCCCACGUUUUAAUCCCUGCCACCCUAGAAUAAUCCUGAGUUUACUGAAGUUACUCUGGAGUUACAGCAAUUUAGCUGAGGGCAAAAUGAGCCCCGUCGCUCCCAGAAGGGUAAGGCACCCUCACAUCCUAGUGGGUUUUUCAACCUGCAACCCUACAGCACACUUCAGGGGUCUUGCACAGUUUACCAGUGUGGCUGAGCAAUUCAGCCACUCAGCACUUCUGUCUUAAACUGCUUUACUGAGCUGCUGUGUGCUGCUAGGACAGCUGCAACAGAUGACCCCAGAGGCAGCUGCAUUUUAGUCUGGGUAAAAAAUGCCAUUUGGUUAUUGCCCUGCGUUUUACCUACUUUCUUGGGAACACGGGCUGUGACGGCAAAACUCUUAGUGGUAGAAGGAGGGUUGAUUUGGACUUCCUGGGCUAACAAAAUCAGAGGUGUAUAGCCUAAGCUUUUGUAAGCAGCAGCUUGCUUCAUCAGAUGUAUUUAUUAACUAUUCAGUUAGUCUGUAAGGUGCAUAUCUACCCUGCCUUCUAUCUGACUUCAGACUAACACAGCCAAACUACCUCUCAAACUCUUAUUGACUUCAGGACAGAGUGAAGCAGCGUUGUCCUGGAUUUCAGGCCUGGUGCUGCUUUAUGCCAGGUUACACAAACUGUGCCCUCAGUGUUUUCAACUUUCUGAAUGAUCCAAAUUGGUCCCAAAGUCCGGCUCCCUGUCUUCUCAACACUGAUCACUGUGCUCUCCCCAUGUCCCUGGUUUCCUUAACUUCAGGUUUACUUUGGAGUUAUUUAGUCUUACACUUUGUCUGGAUUUGGAAUAAUGUAUUUUUGAAUGAAACAUUUCCAAGGGGACUCAUUCUCCCAAGACAGAGAGAAAAAUGCCUUGAACUGUGGAUAGGACUACAGUGCCAGGGGAUGGUUCAUCUCAUUUUGGGUGUCUCUGGGCCCAAUGGGAAGGUCCUCGCUACUGUAAUGAAGAAGAUUCCCUGAAAUAUUCUUUCAGUCGUUAGGUUGGGGUGCUGCAGGUCUGAGAAGGAUGAAUACACUAGUAGAGAGUUUGACACAAUCCAGACAGCGAUGUUUUUUCUCUCAAGAUGGUGUUUUAGAUGGUUACACUGCAUCCCUGGUGUGGUUGAAACCAUGUUAGCCUUGUUCAGAUGUGACGGUGGAUCCCAGUGUCAUACAAGGUGGUAACAUAAUUCCUAUCGACUUCCACGGCAGUCGGACUGGGCCCUGUGCUAGUGGUGGAAGGAUGUAGCCCUUAAGAGGAAAAGCGGAGUGCUAUUAUUGUUGUUUUCCUGGGAAGCUUCAGUGUGUGCAUUAUAGAGCAAGAGGUGACUGGGCUAAUUAUUCAGUUGGUGUAAAUGGUGUUGCUUUAUGAAAGACAGAGGAGGAGAGAUGGGUUACCCCAGCUGGGGAGCUAGUCCAUGAGACACACCACAAAUACACACACACCACACACUCCCUGCAGCUGAUCCUUUAAGUAGCUAUUCUGUUGUAAAUUCCUUUCCCCGGGGGACUGUGUACCAUGCUUACUUGAACACCCGCUUACUUGAAGCCUGGUCUAUGGACCGUCAAUCCAGAUGCAACUUGUCUUAACAAGCGGUCUGCCAGUUCUGAGCCCCUGGCUCUGUGUUGAUGCUGGUCACUUCACCCUGCAGCUCGUUGCAUGGGGUGCAUUGGCUUUUCACAGGGUUUGUGUUCAUAGGUAGCACAGCACCCUUGUCAAUGGGACUGUGCAGGGCCUUAUAAUACAAAGUCACUCCGUUUAAAGGAUACCUCAGGAUGAGACUAAUGGUGGAGUCUCUUAUGUGACAACAGCCCUCCUCUGUGAGCUGCAGUGUCCCUAUGCAUUGUAAAAAAAGCAUGUAAUGUCCCAUGGACUCAAUGGGAUGGAUGCACUCUUGAUUUCUAUGGGGUUUUGUGUCAGAAUAGUAGUGAGUAGAAAGAGAUGGGAGUAAGCGCAUAGUUGCUGGCAUGUCUUUGGUGGUGGUUGUGUAGGUCUGUGAGUAGUGUGGCGGAGUCCGAUCUACACCCACGGAAGUAACUGCAUGCAAUAUUAAGGUCCUCUCUUGCGUUGCUGCACCUAGAUUCCCGUUGGCCUCUGAGAAGGGAUGGCCCCCUUCCAAUAAUAUUGGAGCACUUCUUGGUCUUUGUGCAUUCCUACUGCAAGCAGUGUCUUGCACUGCUGUCUGAGCCUGCUUCCACGAGCAUCAAUGGCAAAGCUCCCCUUGAUGCCCACAGGGAAAAAGACUGAGCGGUCUCAACCCUCCCGGUACGUUGAGUCUCAGCCUCUGAGGUCAGGCCUCAUGUCCAUGAUGUGCUUCAGUACCUGCUAACAUCAACGGACAGCGGACUCAGAUAGGCCCAUGCUUGGCUCAGUUGGAGCUUUAACACGGCUUCUUUAAAAACAAAGUUGAAUUUUCAAGUGUGUCUAAAUGCAGGGAUUUCCUUGAGAUGGGUCUGACUGGAGAGAGCCCGGACCCUAUUUCCAGAGAAGUUGAACAUGCACGUUGGCCAUGAAGUCAAUGGAGUUUAUAUCUUGAAGGGGCACCCAAGAUCAACAGCCUCUCAGAAACGCUAAAACCUCUCCACGCUGCAGGUGAAACCGUGCUAUCUGCUACCACGUUGGUAGACUAAGAACCACAUUCACACCUGCCUCCCUUCACUGCUGAAUUAGCUGUGCAGUGUAAACAGCUUUUAAGAGCUACCCCAUCUACUGUAGCUGGAGGGAGAUAAGCCGAUCUCAGCAUGAACAAGAGAUUACUUCUGUGGGCGUAGAUGAGACCUUUAAAAUAGGAUCACUGCAGUAGUUAGUAGCGCCAUUUGCAGGGUUUAGCAAUGAUUCAUUUUGCUUGUGAGCACCAUCAGCGUGCUUGGA
Molecule: messenger RNA, 5635 nt
Organism: Alligator sinensis (Chinese alligator)
Lineage: Eukaryota; Metazoa; Chordata; Crocodylia; Alligatoridae
Gene: CACFD1
Product: calcium channel flower domain containing 1
Exons: 5
Coding region: 228-758 (176 amino acids)
Biological process (GO): vesicle-mediated transport
Cellular component (GO): membrane
Source: RefSeq, a predicted model, not a curated record